CAACCAUGGACGUCGACAAGCUCUUCAAGCUGCCAAAGCUGCCGUCGUCGGCGACAAACAAGCGCAAGUGGGCCGAGCCCUCUGUCGACGCCCUCAAGGCGGCGCGCGUCGAGGAUGACGAGGCGCCGCAGUUGGCCUCGGCCGCCGCCUCAUCGUCGCGCGCGCCGGCCAGCGGCGACGGCAGCGACGACGACGGCGACUUUGCGCCCGGCAACGACGCCGACUACUUUGCCGAAGAGGACGACGAGGGCGGGCGCUUCUUCGGCGGCGGCCUCACCGCCGAGCAGAAGCGCAUCCUCGCCAUCAUGGCCACCGACGAGCGCGACGCCGCCGAGCGCCGCCCCGAAGAGCAGCUGCGCGAGCUGCGCCGUGCGCUGCUGCGCUGCGAGCGCGCCGUGAGCCGCAACCAGCAGCUGCGCGUCAAACACGCCGAUGCGCCGGAGAAAUUCAUCGAGUCCGAGGCCGAGCUGCACGGCAGCCUGGGCGCGCUCGUGGUGCUCACGACGAACCCGCCGCUCUUCUAUCCCGAGGCCGUGCGCAACUCGCUGCCGCAGACGCUCUGCGCGCUGCUCAGCCACGAGAACGUCGACAUUGUCGCCAAGGUCGUCGAGCUCGUCGAGGAGAUGACGGACGAUGACGUGCUCGACGUGGGCAUCAGCGGCGCGGCCGGUGCCGACGAUGACGAUGACGAGGCGCCGGAGCGCGCGGGCGAGAAGGCCGUCGGCGACUUUGUGGACGUGCUGCUGGGCGCCGACUUUCUUGCGCUGCUCGUGCCGAACCUCACGCGCCUCAACGACGAGGCACCGCCGGACGCCUCGGCCACGGCCGUCGCCAACGCCGAGUCGGACGCCUCGACGAUCUACCACAUCCUCGGCUGCUUGGAGAACUUUUUGGCGCUGCGGCCACGCAUGGCACGCGACCUGGCGUCCGGGCAGUGCCUCGCCUGGCUGAUGCAGCGCUGCCGCCGCAAGGGGCGCCACGACCAGAACCGCGGCUACGCGGCCGAGCUGCUCGCCGUGCUGGUGCAGGGAGAGGAGGGCGCGUAUGUGUGCCAGCGGCUCGGCCGCGCCGACGGCAUCGACCACCUGCUCGAGGUCCUUUCGCGCUACCGCAAAGGCGACCCAAGCGACGCCGAGGAGCUCGAGUUCGUCGAGAACGUCUUUGAUGUGCUCUGUGCUGUCCUGGCGCUCAAGGGCAACAAGACGCGCUUCGUCGAGGCCGAGGGCCCCGAGCUGAUGUGCAUCUUUCUGCGAGAGAAGAAGGCAUCGCGCUUGCAGGCCGUCAAGGCGCUUGACUUCGCCCUCACAGGGCCAGAGGGCGCGAAGGGAUGCGUGCGCUUCGUCGAGAGCAUGGGGCUGGGGCCACUGUUCAGCCUGCUGAUGGGCAAGGGCGCAAAGAAGCACGACGCUGCGACAUCCUCCGACGAAGAGCACAUGCUCGGCCUCAUCGUCUCGCUGCUGAACAACCUGGAGUCCGAGUCGCCGGCGCGCAUCCGCCUGCUGGCCAAGUUCGUCGAGGACGACUAUGAAAAGGCCGACCGGCUGCUCGAGCUCUUCGAGACCAGCGAGGGCCGGUUGCAAGCCGUCGAGGCCGAGAUCAAGGCAGAGCAAGCAGAGCUUGAGGGCGGCGACGACGACGACAUGGAGACGCUCUACUACUUGCGGCGCCUCUCGUCGGGCCUGCACAUGGCACAGCAAGCGGCAUACGCGCUGGCGUGGCUCGUCAUGGAGGACGACGGCCUGGCGGCCCACGUCAAGCUCAUGCUCUCGCGCAAGGGCGGGCGCCUGGACGGGCAGCUCGUCGAGCGUCUGAAGGAGUGGUACGCCAACGUCGGCGACGACGUCGUGGUCAGCGAGGCAGACGAGGCGGGCGCGGAGGACCUGCGGCUGAAGGACGUCAUUGUCCAGCUUGUAAACUACCUGCUCGGCGUCGCCUAGACGCCGGCAAAAGCAACAUCGAUACCACGCGACGCUGCGCGCCAGCGAGCAUGCAGCAGAGACAGUGACGGGAGAUGCAUUGCAGCGCCGCGCAGACCCCUAGUGCUGCUCGCGCUUCGCCUUCUUGUCUUUCCUCCGCUGCUUCUUCUCUGCCCGCUCGGCCUCAGACUCCGAUGCGCCGCCCGCCUUCUUGUCCUUUUUCCGCUGCUUCUUCUCGGCGCGCUCGGGCUCGGACUCGGACGCGCUGGCCUCGGCGUCGGACUGUGGCCCGACCUUCAGCUUGCGCUUCUUGCCGCGGCUAUCCGCAGAGGGUGCCGCUGCGGCCGGCGCCGCGGCAGGAUCGUCCGACACCUCCGAGUUCUCGUCCUGCCAGCG
This is a messenger RNA of Tilletiopsis washingtonensis, 2312 nucleotides long. RefSeq names its product DUF1716-domain-containing protein. The transcript is spliced from 7 exons. Gene Ontology annotation, cellular component: spliceosomal complex. NCBI's taxonomy places the organism in Eukaryota, Fungi, Basidiomycota, Exobasidiomycetes, Entylomatales. The coding region runs from base 6 to 1937 and encodes 643 amino acids. The record is from RefSeq and is a predicted model, not a curated record.